Messenger RNA from Macrobrachium nipponense, 5522 nucleotides. Its product is annotated as cytosolic 10-formyltetrahydrofolate dehydrogenase-like. Gene Ontology annotation, biological process: one-carbon metabolic process; 10-formyltetrahydrofolate catabolic process; biosynthetic process. The transcript has 18 exons. Gene Ontology annotation, cellular component: cytoplasm. Gene Ontology annotation, molecular function: formyltetrahydrofolate dehydrogenase activity; aldehyde dehydrogenase (NAD+) activity. The coding region runs from base 509 to 3268 and encodes 919 amino acids. The record is from RefSeq and is a predicted model, not a curated record. NCBI's taxonomy places the organism in Eukaryota, Metazoa, Arthropoda, Malacostraca, Decapoda, Palaemonidae.
CAAAUGCUCCCCAUACGACGUUAAUGAGGGACAAGGCCUGAGCGAAAUAUAUGAGAAUUUUCAAAUCAUCUUCCCUCACUGUCGUCGGAGCAGUGGCUGGGUGAACGUCUAACAAAAUUUGGGUCUCUUCAGGAAUUGUAAACUUUACCGAACUAACAAAAAAAAAAGUAAAUAAAGAAAGAAAAAGACAGUUACAUCCAAUUAAAAACAGUAGAACAAAACAACCCCCCAGUGAAAAAAAAGAAUAUACACUGCAUGUGAAGGGUCGGUUGGCGCCGGGUCCUGUGAGCUGAGGGGGGGAGACGCGUGUGAGUGAGUUCGUCUCUGCGAAAUCUGGUUGGACCGACUUGCCUGUCGUCGUCGCUUCUGUAGCUGAGCCAAAAGCGGCGAGUGUCGUGUCGUACGAACCUUCGGCGCUGCUGCUGGGAGCCGCUUUCAGUUGCAGGCGAGAGGCAUCGCAAGUGUGAGGGAAAAAUAAAAGGGGGAGGAGACUGAGGAUACCGCCAUCAUGUUCGCCUGUUCGCAAAUGUACAGGCGAUUUAGCACCUGCCAGAGCCUUUUAGACAGGAUGAGGGUAGCCAUUAUAGGUCAGUCAACCUUUGCAGGCGAAGUUUACAAGCAACUGGUGAAAGAUGGCCAUAAGGUGGUGGGCGUUUUUACGGUACCAGAUCAGGGAAACCGAGAGGAUCCAUUGGCAACGACGGCUGCUGCUGAUGGUGUGAAAGUGUUCAAGUUCAAAUCCUGGAGGAAGAAAGGCCAGGCUCUACCAGAAGUUCUUGAGCAGUAUCUUUCUGUAGACCCAGAGCUUAAUGUUAUGCCAUUUUGCUCUCAGUUCAUUCCAAUGGAGGUUAUCAACCACCCCAAGAACAAAUCUAUUUGUUAUCAUCCUUCUAUUCUUCCAAGACAUCGUGGUGCUUCCUCCAUAAACUGGACUCUUAUGUGUGGUGAUAAGAAAGGAGGCUUUUCCAUAUUUUGGGCUGAUGAUGGCCUUGACACUGGCCCCAUCCUCCUGCAGCGUGAAGUGGAUGUUGAUCCCAAUGAUACUGUUGACACACUUUACAACAGAUUCAUGUAUCCAGAGGGUAUUAAAGCGAUGGCUGAAGCAGUAACGAUGGUGGCAAAUGGCACUGCCCCCAAGGUAACCCAGCCAGCUGAAGGUGCAACGUAUGAUCCUAUGUUGAACAAAAAGGAACUCUGCAAGAUUGAUUGGAAUCAACCAGCCGAGACCCUUCACAACUUCAUCCGAGGUUUAGAUUCCUCCCCUGGAGCUUGGACUGUCAUAGAUGGACAAGAGGUAAAAUUAUUUGGUUCAAAGCUGUAUACUGGCAGUGCUGUAGAAGGCAGAGAAGUGGCAAUAGAAGGUCUUGGAACAGCUGGUGUUAUUCACAAAGAUGGUUUGCUUCUAACUGGCAGUGAUGGCAAAAAGGUGAAUGUUGCUCGCAUGAGUGUUGAUGGAAAAAUGAUGAACGCAGCUAAAUAUGGCGCUGCUGCAGAGGCUACUGAAGCUGUAGAAUUGACAGCAGAAGAGCAAGGAAUUUCUGACAAAUUGAAAAACACUUGGAAAGCAAUUCUUAACAUUGAAAUCAGUGAUGAUACAGACUUUUUCAAAUCUGGUGCUGGCUCAAUGGAUGUAGUGAGGCUUGUUGAAGAGGUUAAGGAAAUUGCUGGAGUAUCAUUAGAAAAUGAAGAUGUUUACAUGGCUACUACAUUUGCUGAAUUUAUCCAGGUUGUUGUUUUGAAAUUGCGUGGUGGGGAUACCAAGCCAGUCUUUGAAUACGAUGCCAUCAAGAUGCACGUGAACAACAUGGACAUUGAGUAUCCACACCAGUUGUUCAUCAAUGGUCAGUUUGUUAAUGCUACUGGUGGUAAGGUUUUGAAAAGCAUCAACCCAGCAACUGAGGAACUUAUCUGUGAUGUUCAGUGUGCAAGUAAGGAUGAUGUGAACACAGCAGUUGCUGCAGCUAAGAAAGCCUUCUAUGAGGGCCCAUGGGGUAGCAUGAAUGCCAGAGACAGGGGAACGCUUCUUUUUAGACUGGCUGACCUCAUGGAUGAACAUAAGGAAGAGUUGGCAACCAUUGAAAGUAUUGACUCUGGUGCUGUGUACACAUUAGCUCUGAAAACUCAUGUAGGCAUGAGCAUUGACACUUGGCGCUACUUUGCUGGGUGGUGUGACAAGAUCCAUGGUACUACCAUUCCCAUCAAUAAUGCCCGACCAAAUCACAAUCUUUCCAUUACGAAGAGAGAACCAAUUGGUGUGUGUGGUUUAGUAACUCCCUGGAAUUACCCCCUGAUGAUGUUGUCAUGGAAGAUGGCAGCUUGUCUUGCUGCUGGUAACACUGUAGUCAUUAAGCCUGCUCAAGUAUCCCCACUUACAGCCUUGAAAUUUGCAGAACUUACAGUAAAGGCUGGCAUUCCUCCUGGUGUCAUUAAUGUACUUCCUGGAACAGGCAGUCAGUGUGGUCAGGCUAUUGCUGAUCAUCCAGAUAUUCGCAAAUUGGGCUUCACUGGAAGCACAGAAAUUGGUCAGGUUAUCAUGAGGUCUUGUGCUAACAGCAACUUGAAGAAAGUCUCCCUUGAACUUGGUGGAAAAUCUCCGUUUAUCAUAUUUGCUGACUGUGAUUUGGAUAAAGCUGUUCGCUUUGGUAUGAGCAGUGUGUUCUUCAACAAGGGUGAGAACUGUAUUGCCGCUGGAAGGUUGUUUGUUGAAGAAGCUAUUCAUGAUGAAUUUGUCAAGAGAGUUGUGGAAGAAUGUAAGAAAAUGGUUAUUGGUGAUCCUUUGAAUCGUAGUACUGCACAUGGACCCCAGAAUCACAAAGCUCACUUUGACAAGCUUUUAGAAUAUGUGGAUAUUGGUGUUAAAGAAGGAGCUACACUUGUGUAUGGUGGAAAGAAAGUUGAUCGUCCUGGCUUCUUCCUCCACCCUACGGUAUUUACGAAUGUUCAAGAUCACAUGUUCAUUGCAAAAGAAGAAAGCUUUGGCCCCAUAAUGAUUAUUUCCAAAUUUGGAAACGGGGAAGUUGAAGAAGUUGUAAAAAGAGCAAACAAUACCGAGUUUGGUUUAGCAUCUGGAGUGAUGACCAAGGAUAUCAGCAAGGCUCUCCUUGUAUCUGAGAAGCUUGAUGCUGGUACUUGCUUCGUCAACACAUACAACAAGACUGAUGUAGCAGCACCAUUUGGAGGCUUCAAACAGAGUGGCUUUGGAAAGGAUUUAGGUGAAGAAGCAUUGAAUGAAUAUCUUAAAACUAAAACAAUUACCUUCGAGUAUUAAGGCUAUAUGUGUAUAGUAUUUAUUGCUAGAUAUCUUUUUUUAUUUCCUUAUUGCUCAAAUAUGUUACUAGUGUAUCCUAAGAAGAAAAAAAAGUCAUAGGUCAGAUUGAUUAAAAAAUUAAUUAAAAUCUUUUAAUUGCUGUUCUUGAAACUGAGUCUAGGUUGUUGUAAAGUUGGGGAAUUUUAAUGCAAGUAUUUUUAAGUAAAGAUGUCUUAGUGAUUUUUAAAGGGUGUGAAGAACGAAGAUUUGUUUGAUGAUGUCAGGGCAUAUAUUUUUGUAUUAGUACAUGUUACACACACACUUUUAUUCCAGCUUUUGUCUAGAAAAUUUUUUAUUUGCUGCAUAAAUAGCUUACUUAGCUGAUAAACUAGUCUAAAGUGGACAUGGUUUUUUUUUUCUGGGGGUCCCUGCAUUUUUCUGUGCCUUAAAGUCUUUUGAUUGAUAAAUUCAACCUGUUCAAAACUAAAACUUUUCAACAUUUUGUUUCAUGUUAAGGCCAAGCAAAGUUUUGUGGUGAUAGCAGAAAUUUUUUAUUAAAUAAGUGCCCUUUAAAUAUUACAAUUAUAUUAGCAGAUUCAUAGUUAAUUAAAUAAGCACUGAUAGUAGUGAGUGAGUAACUGUAAUUUCAUAUGGGUUGGUUAGUCGAUAUAAGGAAAGUUGUGCCAAAAAUGAGGGAUGUAAUUUUUAUUGGACAUAUUGCACGGUGAUAUUUUUCGGUAUUUUGGAACUUUUGAGGGAUGGUCUGCCCAUUUUGAAAAGCUAGGUUAUUUCGUGUAAUUAAUAAAGUAUUGGGUUCUUUUAAAGUAAUAAUUUAUAGUCUUGUAUUAUAAAUUUGGAAGCUGUGUCUUAUUAGAAAAAUACCAGGCUCAAAAGGUGCAAGAAUUUUUAUAUGUACAGUAUGAUACUGAAUGAGUUUUUAAUACACUUGAGAUUUAAUUAUAGGUGAUGAGAAUUGCGUGAAGUGGAUGUAAAUUUUCAAAAUGAAAAGCUUGUGAUAUGAAUGUCAUCUUAAUUAUAGGUAUGCAUGGGAAGUAUAAUAGAAGGUUUGUGUAAGACUAGAACUUCAGCCACAUAUAGAAAAAGCUUGAGACAUUUUAUUAAAGAAGGUUUGUCAUCUUGGUGACUUGCUAUUUGUAGUCAAGCUACAAAUCCAUUAUUUUGUGAACCAAGACUGAUAAAUUGAGGGUCUUUACUCUGUUUUAUAGUGGAAUGGUUUGGUGGAGAAGAAUCAUAAGGAAGGUUAUUCUCCAUCCAAAGAAGGUAACUGCAGGUAACAUAUACUUGUUACAAUCUGCAUCAGUGCGCGCUAGAAAUAAUUCGAACAGAUUUCUUCAGGAAUGCAAUAAUAUUUGCAGUUUUAUUGCUAAAUAUUGUAAUUGGUUUUAUAAAUAUCACUUUGAUACCAAUAUCUUCAUAUUUUUUUAUUUGCAGUGUUAUUGCUAAAUAUUGUAAUUGGUUUUAUAAAUAUCACUUUGAUAUCAAUAUCUUCAUAUUUUUUAUAUCAGUAGGGAAUAGAUCAACUGUUUUAGUGGGUAUAAUUGUACAUUUCAUCCGUGGGUUAACUUUAUUACAUAACUGAGCAUUUUAUGGAAUUAUCUGCUUGAAUAAAGGUAAUGGAUAACGUAACCAUUGGAAAUGAAAAUAAUUCAAAAUGUUAUUAAAUAUUUUAGAAUAAAAAUUAUGAGAUUCAUCAUUUUAGGAAGCAUAGACCAGAAUCCUUGGAAAGUGUAGUGAUUACCACUAACUUUGCUUUGCUUUCCCAUAUUAUUUACCUAUUUCACUUCUUCCUUCUGCAAGUAUUUCAAUGUUCCAUUAAAAGUGAUGGUUUAAUCAGUCACCAUAGUGAUUGGAUUUUAGACCACCAAAUUUCACUGCUCAUUAUUUGAAUGCAUAGUUCCUGCAGAACUUGUGCCGAGAACAGUGAAAGGUGCAGUACUGUUCUCUCAAUUGUGCGCAAUAGUUUUAAAAUACCUUUGGUUAGGCAAAUUAACUUCUUGUUGAUUUUAAAGUGUUUUGGUCAACUUUUAUUACAUUGUAGUUCAGGAACUUACAUAAAUAACAUAAUUGAGCCUGUCAUAAUAAUAGAUAAGGAUUGGGUUCAGCAUUAAUAAAAUUGUUCAAGGAUAAAAACUGGCUAUGUAGUGAACUUUAAUUGAAUUUGAAUGUCUGCUAGCUACUGUGUAGCUUCAAGGUUGUAAAUUAUAUCCACAAUGCCAAUAUACUGUUAAUUUGAUAAUAAAAUUGUUGAAACCAU